Aspergillus versicolor CBS 583.65 is the source of this 451-nucleotide messenger RNA. RefSeq lists its product as uncharacterized. Bases 1 to 393 code for a protein of 130 amino acids. The transcript has 2 exons. The record is from RefSeq and is a predicted model, not a curated record. NCBI's taxonomy places the organism in Eukaryota, Fungi, Ascomycota, Eurotiomycetes, Eurotiales, Aspergillaceae.
AUGUCUCGUAUUGCCAUCCCCGUUAUACUUUGCGGCCGCACCGCCGCCGUAGGUAGACCCGUCUCGCAACUACUCCGACCCGACUAUGAAGUAAUCCAUUUCAUAACAUCACCGGAGGGCGCACACGCUGACCUCCCGCUCCUCCUCGCCGGUCGCGACCCGCAGUCCACCGCGCCCAACGACAUCGGCACGCACAACUACACUCAGCCCCCGCGCGCCGUGAUCUUCGGGCGCGGGUUCACUCCUGAUUUCGUGCAGGAGCUGAAGAAGGCGUACGCCGAUCGUAGCCAGGAACCUGUCGCCUGGGUAGCAGGCGACCCGGCCAAGGUGCCGACCGGUAUCCCGGGGCCGGGAUAUGCGGAGGUCUACCGCGGUACUAGUGAAACAGGUUGAGAUAUAUAUUGAGACCAGAGCACUGCACGCCUUAAUUUAUCGAGACACUGAAUAUAAG